This is a messenger RNA of Perkinsus marinus ATCC 50983, 427 nucleotides long. RefSeq lists its product as hypothetical. The record is from RefSeq and is a predicted model, not a curated record. The transcript has a single exon. The annotation marks the transcript as partial. NCBI's taxonomy places the organism in Eukaryota, Perkinsozoa, Perkinsida, Perkinsidae.
AUGAGCGACCCAGCUGCCUAUAAUGCGGAGUUUCCGGCCCUCGGAGGAGGAGUAGGAGGAGGGUACGAUGAUGAAGACAGGAAUAAGGAGGGUCGUCGUAGGGGUGGUAACAAUAAGAGGCAACAACAGCAAUUCCAACAGCAACAACAGCCAUACACCGGGAACACGAUGUACCCACGCGGCAUCCCGGUAUCUCCUAUGAUGCAGUUUUCCCAUGGCCCAGGGGUGUCUGCUGGUGCUGCCACUACCACAGCCGAUGCAGCAACGAUUGCCGCCUUCCAGCAGGGGUAUAUAGCUGCGACCAUGGCUGCUGCUGCUGCCGCCGCCCAGCAACAAGGCGUUGCUUGGAAUCCUCCCCCACCGCCUCCGAUGAACUUUCCCUCUCCAUCAUCACAACAACAACAAGAUAGUCUACUCCCGAAUCCAG